GAAUUAAGAAAAACAAAAAAUAAAUCCAAACUUCAUAUUUUCUCUCUCAUCCAGAAACCGUUGUAUCUCUCUACAUUUGUGGUUAACAGUUCCAUCUCCAGAAACCAAAAAACAUUCUCUCACUUUUCAAAAAUGGCGACAACUUCUUCGCGGCGAACUUCCGGUGUCGGGGGAAAGAUUGUGCAGAACAAGAGACUUCCAAAGACGCCUUAUUCUCGACCUUCUCCUCCUUCUCCUACUCCUCCUCUUUCCGACAAUGUCGAAAACCCUAAUUGGCUUUCUGGUUUGAUUUAUCCUGCUAAAGUCAUUGCUUCUGGUGCUGGAAAAAUUCUUUCUUUUUUUGGCAAUGAUGAUGAUGAUUUGUCUUCAUCUUCAGAUAUCGAUUCUUCUGAAUAUGAUGAUGAUGAUGAGGAGAUUGACGAUGAUAAUGUGCUUUCACCAUCCAAUAAGAGUGAUAGUAAGCGUGCGAUAGAACAGUUAGUGAUCCAGGAGACAUACUCGAGGAAAGAAGCAAAUGCAUUGAUAAAGCUUGUCACAUCUCGUAUUGACGAGACCAAUGGAACUUUGGGUGAAACCACCCCAAAUAUUCGCACCACAGCAAUUAUGGAAGCCAGAAAAUGGCUUCAGGAGAAAAGAUCAAGCUCAAAGAAAAAGUUUGAGGAUGAGCUUGAUGUUUUGAACAUGGCUUCUUCUUCCCAAAUCUCCAAAAAUGAGAAAGGCUCCCCCGUGGAUAUGGCAAGAUCAUAUAUGCAGAAUCGUCCUGCCUGGGCAUCUUCGUCUUUGAAACAAGCUGAGGCUGGAUCUCUGCCAGUGGGUGUACUGAAUUUCCAGGAAGAAACACCUAAAUCAACAUUAAGAAGCUCUGAGCUGAAGAAGAGUUCAUUUACUUCUGGUUCAUGGAAUCUAUUGGAGGAAAUUCGAAGAGUGCGUUCUAAGGCUACAGAAGAACUAUUAGCUUCUGCUCCAUUGACAAAGACCAUUAUAUCUUCAUUUUCUCCUGAAAGUAAAUCACUUCAAGAUUCAUUGAUGAAUAAAGGAGACGUAGUGGGUGCAGGUCCUGCCGAGUCUACACAUGAUGAAACAGAGACUGCCUUGCAAGAUGCUGCUGUGAGUACUCAUCCUAGAAUUAGUCAGGAUGUUGGUGAUGCUGUUCAAUCUGUUGGGCAACAAGAAUCUCAGGCAGUCGCUGAGUUGAAGUAUGACAAUAAUGAUCAAGUCAAGCAGUUCAAGAGCACUACAGCUGAAAAUGGCUUUGGGCGGUCUGCAUUUGGUUCAGCUGAAGGACAGAGUAAUACCCACGAUGCACGUCCAUCUGAAGAAGAAAAUGAGAAUCUGGUUGAAUCAAGCCAAGUAGGACCUGAUAUUGACAUGGAGAACUCAAAUCCUCCAACUGACCCUGUGAUUAAUGGGUCCCAGGACACUUCUAGCAUGCAUGAGGAGCCAUCACAAGAAUUCAGGCAGCCGGUUGCAAAUGAUGGAACGGCUACCAAAGUAAAAGAUACGCAGACGGAAAGGAAAUCGAGAGGUUACACACGAAGAGGUAGACCAAGGGGUAAAUGAAUUGCUAACUUGAAAGUGUAACUCCAUCUGUAUUAUCACCUGCACAUGCUAGUGUAGAAGUAAAUCUUAACACAGGUAGAAAUCAUCGGUUAGGGUUUCGAGUUUCUACUUUGAAGCGGACUCAUAGCAAUUUUUAUUGUCAGCCUCCAGUCAGUCCAAUUGUAGUGAUUUUAGGUCCCAUGUAGUUGGUAUAUUGUAUCUUUGUAGAAUUGCCUUAAUACAUGAUGGUUUGUGUAUUGUAUUUUGGGUUUCACUUCCCACUUGAUUUAUUUCAAUUAUAUGUCCAACAUUGGUCGGUUUGAGGGACC
Amaranthus tricolor (Joseph's coat) is the source of this 1868-nucleotide messenger RNA. RefSeq names its product protein KAKU4. Lineage: Eukaryota; Viridiplantae; Streptophyta; Magnoliopsida; Caryophyllales; Amaranthaceae. Bases 133 to 1560 code for a protein of 475 amino acids. The transcript is spliced from 11 exons. Gene Ontology annotation, biological process: nuclear membrane organization. Gene Ontology annotation, cellular component: nuclear envelope. The record is from RefSeq and is a predicted model, not a curated record.